Messenger RNA from Crotalus tigris (Tiger rattlesnake), 996 nucleotides. RefSeq names its product S100 calcium binding protein A11 (gene S100A11). The coding region runs from base 1 to 996 and encodes 331 amino acids. NCBI's taxonomy places the organism in Eukaryota, Metazoa, Chordata, Lepidosauria, Squamata, Viperidae. Gene Ontology annotation, molecular function: transition metal ion binding; calcium ion binding. The record is from RefSeq and is a predicted model, not a curated record. The transcript is spliced from 4 exons.
AUGAGGAUUAACAACCUGCUUGAAAGAGGCAAAGUGUCCAACAUGGCUGGUCUCGUGGACAGUAUCUGCACCAUCAUCGCGGUCUUUCAAAAGUACGCCGACAGGAACAGGGACUGCUCCUCCAUGAAACGAAGGCAGAUGAAAAGACUCCUCCAAAACGAAUUUGGUGAAAUUCUAGAGAAUCCUCGUGACCCUCAAAUUGUCAAGCUGACCUUCCAACUGCUGGACCUGAAUGGAGAUAAUCUGGUUGACUUCAAUGAGUUCCUGUUCCUCAUCUUCGAAGUGGCCACCGCUUGCUACAGUGUCUUGCAUCCCCAGGAGUGUCUUUCAUACAACGAGGAAAGGCACAGAGCUGUGCGUAACGAGGAACCACGUAGGAACGGAAGCAGCCGCCGGGAAUUCAGGGAGGAGGACAGGAGAGGAGAGGAUGUCCAUGAGAGACGGGGUGCUGACCGGAUCCCCCUUCAAUCCGUGGAAGAAGCCAGACGAGGGGAACUUUCCCGUGAACUUCAAGGAGAGGAAGAAGACCGCCACUUUGAAAGACGUGAUUGUGAGUUGAGAGAUGAUGACAGGAGAGACCGUUCAUCUCAGAAACAUCUGGAAAGAGAGCCUGAACGACGACACCUCGAGCCCACAAAGCAGGAAGAUAUUGAGAUACCAAAACCUCGUCAACUGAAACAACGGGAAGAGGACUCUCUCCGACCGUCCCAAGAACACGUGAGAAGAAAUGAUAUUGACCGACGUGAAGCUCGGGAUCCCUUGGACAGGGAUGAAGAAGACCUGUAUUCUCCAAUAAUCACAUCCAGGAGGGAAGACAGGAGGCAACAAACCAUCGUGCAGAAUACAAUGUUGAAAGAAGCCGGCCAUCUCAUGAACGGCGAGAACACGAAGAUGGAAGGAGGGACCUGGAAGCGCACAAUGAGCGGAGGUCUCGUGCCCUUGAACCCCAUGGGGCUGAUGAGCGCCGAGAUCAGAUUCGUCACCGAAGCCCAGUAG